This is a messenger RNA of Enhydra lutris kenyoni (northern sea otter), 1907 nucleotides long. RefSeq names its product methylmalonic aciduria (cobalamin deficiency) cblA type (gene MMAA). The transcript has 6 exons. Gene Ontology annotation, cellular component: cytoplasm. Gene Ontology annotation, molecular function: GTP binding; GTPase activity. Bases 51 to 1313 code for a protein of 420 amino acids. The record is from RefSeq and is a predicted model, not a curated record. NCBI's taxonomy places the organism in Eukaryota, Metazoa, Chordata, Mammalia, Carnivora, Mustelidae.
UCACAUUGAGCCAAAAAAAUAAUCCAGUGUUUUCUGCAGUUACAAACAGAAUGAAUAUUCCCAUGCUACUGCAACAUUCUCACCGGAGUUUCCUAAAAGGCCUUUUAAGAUCACCUUUCCGUCCUUACCGCUUCAUCUUUCACUCAAGUACUCAUCUCGGAUCAGGAAUCCCUUGUGCUUGGCCGUUUAAUUCUCUUGGACUCCAUUGUACAAAAUGGAUGCUGCUGUCAAAUGGUUUAAAGAGAAAAUUAUGUGUACAAACAACCUUAAAGGAACACACAGAAGAACUUUCUGAUAAAGAACAAAGAUUUGUGGAUAAACUUUACACUGGUUUAAUCCAAGGGCACAGAGCCUGCUUAGCAGAGGCCAUAACUCUCAUAGAAUCAACCCACAAGAGGAAAAAAGAGUUAGCCCAGGUGCUUCUUCAGAAAGUAUUAGUCUACCACAGGGAACAAGAACAAAUAAAUAAGGGAAAACCACUAGCAUUUCGUGUGGGAUUGUCUGGGCCCCCUGGUGCUGGAAAAUCAACCUUUAUAGAGUAUUUUGGAAAAAUGCUUACUGAGAGAGGGCACAAAUUAUCUGUGCUAGCUGUGGACCCUUCUUCUUGUACUAGUGGUGGAUCACUCUUAGGUGAUAAAACCCGAAUGACUGAGUUAUCAAGAGAUAUGAAUGCAUACAUCAGGCCGUCUCCUACCAGUGGUACUUUAGGAGGUGUGACAAGGACCACAAAUGAAGCUAUUCUGUUGUGUGAAGGAGGGGGAUAUGACAUCAUUCUUAUUGAAACCGUAGGCGUGGGCCAGUCGGAGUUUGCCGUUGCGGAUAUGGUUGACAUGUUUGUUUUACUGUUGCCACCAGCAGGAGGAGAUGAAUUGCAGGGUAUCAAGAGAGGUAUAAUUGAGAUGGCGGACCUGGUGGCCAUCACGAAAUCUGACGGAGACUUGAUUGUGCCGGCUCGAAGGAUACAGGCAGAGUACGUGAGCGCCCUGAAGUUACUCCGCAAGCGCUCCAAAGUCUGGAGACCCAAGGUAAUUCGUAUCUCCGCCAGAAGUGGAGAGGGCAUCAGUGAAAUGUGGGAUAAAAUGAGAGAGUUCCAGGACCUCAUGCUCACCAGUGGGGAGCUGACAGCCAAGCGGCAGAGGCAGCAGAAAGUUUGGAUGUGGAAUCUCAUUCAGGAAAGUGUGUUAGAACAUUUCAGGACCCAUCCCACCAUCCGGGAACAGAUCCCUGUUAUGGAAAAAAAGGUUCUUAGUGGGGCCCUGUCCCCAGGACUAGCAGCAGACGUGUUGUUGAAAACUUUUAAAAGCAGAGACUAAGGAAAUUUAUCAUGUGCAAUGAUUUUAUAUAUCAUUCCAUAAAUUAUUUUAAUAUUAAAAGUCACUUGAAUGCUUAUAUUUUCAGUAAUUCUUUUGUGGUGCCCUUGGCCUCGUUUGUGAACCAUGCUUGAAAAGUUGAAAAAUGUUAGAUAUGGCUGGCAAAGGUCAGGCCCUUGGCAGUAUUUAUAAGGUACCUGUUACAUGUUACUGGCUUCCAUUUCUUUCUCUUCCUAUACCCUGGCAUGGUAGGUGGCGGGGGGGUUCCUUCUCAUCAGUCACAGGCCGAGAAAACUGAAAGAACAGAAAAGGCUCGUGCCUUAAAAUGUUUUCUUUGAUACUGUAUUCUCUGAGUUUCCAGAGAAAAUGUAAGUAAGAGUGACCACAUUUCUGAUUUUUUACUUCAGACCAGAAUCCUACACAAUGGGGUUAAGAGCUAAAAAUCACAACUUAUAUUUAGUGUACCAGACUAUUCUAGGGAUUUCUGAAAUGGCCAUGUUAUAUACAUGAGUAACCAAACAAGUGGAAUGCAUAGUGAUGUGAACACAGUUUUAAAGUCUACUUGUCUAGUGGCACCUGGGUGGCUCAGUGGGUUAA